AUGAAGCAUUCAAUCUUUGGAAUUGUCGCUCUUGCAGCGCAGGUCUGUUUUGGCUUCACAUUUUACGCCCGAACUUUGGAAGGAAAUGUGUAUACCCUCAGAGGCGAAGACUCGACCAAAGUUAGUGUCAUCCAGGAGCAGUUUGAGCAGGCCUCGGGUAUGCCGGUCAAACAACAGCGAAUGAUUUUCAAGGGGCGUCAGCUCGAGAGUGACAAGGUCCUCGCAGACUAUGGCAUUCAGGAAGGUUCAGAGGGCAAUCAGACUGCCGGAUCAGCAUUCGAGUUUUGCAAGCACCUGGAGGAGAAGCAGACGGUCACCAAGAAAUAG
This is a messenger RNA of Cordyceps fumosorosea ARSEF 2679, 327 nucleotides long. Its product is annotated as Ubiquitin. Gene Ontology annotation, molecular function: protein tag activity; ubiquitin protein ligase binding. Gene Ontology annotation, biological process: protein ubiquitination; modification-dependent protein catabolic process. NCBI's taxonomy places the organism in Eukaryota, Fungi, Ascomycota, Sordariomycetes, Hypocreales, Cordycipitaceae. Gene Ontology annotation, cellular component: nucleus; cytoplasm. The record is from RefSeq and is a predicted model, not a curated record. Bases 1 to 327 code for a protein of 108 amino acids. The transcript has 2 exons.